AUGACGCAGGCCCACGAUAUUCCGGCAACUGAUGAUGUGACGAACGACGCCGUAGCUCUGCCAGAACAAAGGCGCGAGCAGGAGUCAACCGCGUUGCAGUCCGUUGUGACUGGUACUGGAGUUAUGGAUCUCGAGGAACCCGAGGUUACACAGCUACGACCCAAAACGCCCUCCACGCCCCACCGCGUGGGCAAUGCCGCCAUCUUGGACGAUACUGCCAACGAAGACAGCCCGAGAGGCCGACUACCUGAAGUCAGGGGAAGCGCCAUUUUGACCGCUAAUGCGAAGAAAAAGAAGAAGAGGGCGAACAAGAAUAAGAAGACCGCUCCGUCUCAACCCAUCAAUGCAGUGCGAGGUUUCACUCCAGUCGACUCUGGCGCCGAGUCCGAUACAUCCACGGUCAACUGCAGCCCAAGAGUCACGUCUCCACCUCGGCAUCUCCCCGCCCUGGCUGGAGCAAGUCCGCUCAUUCGGCCCCAGUCACCAGGUAUUAGCAGCCUCAAGGCGCAACUGGAUGCAUUGAAUCUGAGGAGUGGACAGACUAGUCGAGAGGCCUCGCGCUCGCGCCAAUUCGAUUCUGGCAUGGAGAGCAGCGCUGCCAGUGCCAGCUCCGAAAAUGGCGUGGAAGAACCUCACGAAGAGAUUGUCAGCUAUAACAUCAACAUCGACCAAGACUUUGUCAGCCAGUCCAUGGCCGAAGAAGCUUCUGUUUCGACCACAACCAUGUCUCCGGAUCAGCUGGCCAGUUCUCAAAUCGCUAGAAAGAUGACGGCAGAUGAUUUCACACCGAUCAAGUGUCUGGGCGAUGGAGCAUUUGGUACAGUCUUGCUUGUGCGCCAAAAUGCCACCGGCAAACUCUUUGCUCAGAAACAACUGACCAAGGCCUUCUUGAAAGUCCACAAGAAGCGGGUCGAGAAUACGAUGUCGGAGCGCACGAUUCUGGAGCUGGUCAAUCGCCAUCCAUUUAUUGUCAAUCUCUACUAUGGCUUUCAGGACCAUGAGAAACUGUACUUGAUUCUUCAGUAUGCAUCAGGCGGCGAGCUCUUCCGACACUUAGAGUUGGAGAAGUUUCUUCCGGAGGAGACUGCUGCAUUCUACAUUGCAGAGAUCAUUCUUGCCCUGGAAUAUCUGCACGAGACUGUCGGGGUCAUCUACCGCGACCUGAAGCCCGAGAAUUGUUUGCUUGAUGCGGAGGGUCAUCUGCUCCUGACUGAUUUUGGACUGAGCAAGGUUGCUGUGGAGGACGCGAGCACGCCGGGCGGGAGCAGAUGCAACAGCCUUGGCGUUGGCACGAUCGAGUACAUGGCACCCGAGAUCAUUCGCGGUUCCGAAGACAGUUCGUACGGUCCGGGGUACGGCAAAGCGUGCGAUUGGUGGUCUUUGGGGGCAAUGGCGUGCGACCUGAUGACAGGCAAGCCCCCUUUUGGAGGGGGUAACUGGACCAAGAUCCAGCAGAACAUCAUGCACCAAAAGCUGAAUCUACCGUAUUUCCUGUCGCCCGAUGCGAAGGAUCUCUUGUCACGGCUGCUGCGAAAAGAGCCUAGGAAGCGACUUGGUGUGGGGAGGGGCGACAUCAAUGUCAUCAAGAAGCACCGAUUUUUCAAAAAGAUUGACUGGGUGAAGCUGGAGGCGAGGCAACUCGAGCCACCCAUCAAGCCGAUGGUCACGAACCCUGAGUUGGCGGAGAAUUUUGCGCGAGAGUUCACCGAUCGAACAAUUGACGCCGUGCAACGUCGACACAGUCGGGCUCUCAGCAAGUCAGAUCCGUUCGGAGGGUUCAGCUACGUCGCAAGCUCCAGCUUGUUGGAGCAAAGUAUGCUCUCAGACUUGGAUGAGGCUAUUGACGAUUCUUAA
This is a messenger RNA of Cyphellophora europaea CBS 101466, 1854 nucleotides long. RefSeq lists its product as uncharacterized. Gene Ontology annotation, molecular function: ATP binding; protein serine/threonine kinase activity. The transcript has a single exon. Lineage: Eukaryota; Fungi; Ascomycota; Eurotiomycetes; Chaetothyriales; Cyphellophoraceae. Gene Ontology annotation, biological process: protein phosphorylation. Bases 1 to 1854 code for a protein of 617 amino acids. The record is from RefSeq and is a predicted model, not a curated record.